Molecule: messenger RNA, 1773 nt
Organism: Ogataea angusta
Lineage: Eukaryota; Fungi; Ascomycota; Pichiomycetes; Pichiales; Pichiaceae
Exons: 1
Coding region: 1-1773 (590 amino acids)
Biological process (GO): lysyl-tRNA aminoacylation
Cellular component (GO): cytoplasm; cytosol
Molecular function (GO): ATP binding; tRNA binding; lysine-tRNA ligase activity
Source: RefSeq, a predicted model, not a curated record
AUGUCUGAUAAAGUUGAAGAAGUGACAGAAUCUUUGCAAAAGACCUAUUUGGACGAGGCCACCGGCGAACAGGUCUCCAAAUCGGAGCUCAAGAAGAGACAGAAGCUGCGUGCUCUGGAGGCCAAGAAGGCUGAAAAGGCCAAGAAGGCUGCCGAGACCGCGCCAAAGGUCACCAAGAAGAAGGACGACAUGGCCAACCUCAACCCAAACCAGUACUUUGAAAUCAGAUCGGCUCAGAUCAACGAGCUCAGACAGCCUCACAGCGAGAAAAACCCCUACCCUCACAAGUUCCACGUUUCCCUGAGACUCGACCAAUUCAGAGAGAAGUAUGCCCAUAUCAAGAAAGGCGAGACUUUGCCAGACGUCAAGGUCAGCGUUGCGGGCAGAAUCAUGGUCAAGAGAGAGUCUGGAUCGAAGCUCAAGUUCUACAACCUGGCCGGAGAGGGCACCAACGUCCAGAUCAUGGCCCAGGCCCAGGACGCCGACGGAGACUUCCAGGAGAUGCACGACAUCCUCAGAAGAGGAGACAUCAUUGGUGUUGAGGGCUACCCGGGAAGAACUAACCCGGCCAAGGGCGGUGAGGGCGAGCUGUCUGUGUUUGCUACCAAGGUCAAGCUCUUGACUCCAUGUCUGCACAUGCUGCCAACGGAGCACUACGGAUUCAAGGACCAGGAGGCAAGAUACAGAAAAAGAUAUCUGGAUCUGAUCAUGAACAAGUCCACCAAGGACACGUUCGUUACGAGGUCCAAGAUCAUCUCUUACAUCAGAAAGUUCCUGGACAGCAGGAACUUCAUCGAGGUCGAGACUCCGAUGAUGAACGUCAUUGCUGGAGGAGCCACCGCAAAGCCUUUCAUCACCCACCACAACGACCUGGACAUGGACAUGUACAUGAGAAUUGCUCCCGAACUGUUUUUGAAGGAGCUGGUUGUCGGCGGUCUGGAGAGAGUCUACGAGAUUGGCAGACAGUUCAGAAACGAGGGCAUCGACAUGACCCACAACCCGGAGUUCACCACGUGCGAGUUCUACGAGGCCUACGCGGACGUUUACGACCUGAUGGACACCACCGAGCUGCUGUUCUCGGAGAUGGUCAAGGAGAUCACUGGAGACUACAAGAUCAAGUACCAUCCGGACGGUCCCGACGGCAAGGAACUGACCCUGGACUUCUCGAGGCCAUGGAAGAGAAUUAACAUGAUCGAGGAGCUGGAGAAGCUGUUCGACGUCAAGUUCCCUCCGGGAGACCAGCUGCACACCAAGGAGACCGGCGAGUUUCUCAAGAGCAUCCUGAUCAAGCACAAACUGGACUGUCCUCCGCCGCUCACCAACGCCAGAAUGCUCGACAAGCUUGUUGGAGAGCUCGAGGACACCUGUAUCAACCCUACGUUCAUCUUUGGCCACCCGCAGAUGAUGUCUCCGCUGGCCAAGUACGACAGAUCCAAGCCGGGUCUGUGUGAGCGGUUCGAGGUUUUUGUUGCCACCAAGGAGAUCUGUAACGCGUACACGGAGCUGAACGACCCAUUCGACCAAAGACAGAGAUUCGAGGAGCAGGCCAGACAGAAGGCCCAGGGAGACGACGAGGCCCAGCUCAUCGACGAGACGUUCUGCAACGCUCUGGAGUACGGACUGCCUCCGACCGCCGGAUGGGGCUGCGGUAUCGAUAGACUGGCCAUGUUCCUGACCGACUCCAACACCAUCAGAGAGGUGUUGUUGUUCCCAACCCUGAAACCAGACCAGGUGACCAAGGGCGAGGAAAAGAAGGAGGACAAGCAGGAGUAA